Molecule: messenger RNA, 1795 nt
Organism: Octopus sinensis (East Asian common octopus)
Lineage: Eukaryota; Metazoa; Mollusca; Cephalopoda; Octopoda; Octopodidae
Exons: 4
Coding region: 945-1685 (246 amino acids)
Source: RefSeq, a predicted model, not a curated record
CACCUAGACGGAAGUGGAUCGCAAGCAAAUGGGGGAGAAUGGGACGAAGGAAGGGGGUGUCUCAGGUGCAACAUCGACUUCAGGUAAAGACAAAAGUUGAGCGUCUUUUCUUUCUUUCACGACGGUGAUAAACCGCCGUUGCAAGAGCGAGAUAUAUAUUUAUAUAUAUAUAUACACACAUGUGUGUAUAUAUAUAAAUAUAUAUAUAUAUGUAAUAUAUACAUACUGUAUAUAAAAGAAAUAUCGAACUUAAUAUUAUUCUAAUCGUUGUGGAUAUGAAACUUAAGAAUAUUUUAGAUACGGAGACCUGUAUAUCUGGAGUUUAAUUAACCAACCAAAGGAUAAAUAAUAUACAAUAUAUAUUGUAUCACAGAUAUAUACAUCAUAUAUAUAAAUAUGUAUCGUAUAUAUAUUAUAUAACUGUACGUAUAUAACAACAUAUAUGCGUAUGUGUGUUUAUAUGUACACCUGUACUGUUAUAAAAAUCCUGGAAAAAAAUCUAAAUCGUUUGAAAGAGCUUAAAACUCCACAGAUAAUGAUCCUAAUCUAGCAGUGAUAAUCAGCAUAUAAUCUACUUGCAAAUACCUGCUGUUCAAACUGUUUAAUAUCAAAGGAAAACGUAUGCACAAACAACAUAAGGAUAGAUCUUGUAAGAUCUGCAUAAAUACAAAUCUAACAUUACACACACACACACAUAUAAAUACACAUAUAUAUAAUCACAACAACCUAUAUAUUAUGCAUAUUCAUAAUUAUCUAUUUCCAUCUAUACUAAAAAUUACCUCUCCAUAACACACAUACAUACCCUACACAACCCUACAUAGCACCCUCAUUGUUAUAUUAAAUAAAGACCAAACCUUACAUAUAUAGAUAUGUACGAAUGUAUAUAUAGAGGCCCCCAAUAUUAAUUGAUAUUUUUAAAAAAAGGUAAAAUAAAACAUAAAAACAUGAUUGUGUAUAUUUCGGCCUCAGCUAUUUUGACAGUGGUAGCCACAGGUUUGCAAUUUGUUGGACUUUUCCUGCCAACCUGGUGGCGAUCAAUAAAAGAGAACCACAACUUGCAGAUUUAUUAUUACUACGGAAUCUGGAAAUAUCCAUGGAAAGCAGAAGUAUGCCAGGAGGAUAAGUGCCAUGAAGUUCCAUAUACAACCCUCAUGACCCCUACAUGGUUAGUAUUUACACGGCUGUUUGAAGUUGCUGGGGCAGGGUUCGGUAUCCUGCUCAUUGCCAUCAUGCUGAUGUGGUUAGUGUUGCUGGGACCGAUGAGGACCAAACAUCUUGUAAUUGCCAGAAAACUAGGACUGGUCUCCUCCUUCUUGCAAAUUAUCACAGCCAUAUUCAUAAACAUAGGAAUCCUUAUAUUGGUAAUAAAGACUUCACCAAGCAGCAUCCUCACGGGGACAUUUCUCUGUGGUCUCAGCUUCAUCUUGUUCUGCAUCGGCGGUGCCUUGUCUUACCACUGUGUCAAACGAAUGCCGUCCGGUCGGGACGAGCGAACGAGCAACCACGACCCAAGUGUAUCCGUUAUAUCGCCACCGCCCUACUGCGACCCGCCGCCUUCAUACGAGGAAAUCAUGGGAGCCCACUACAUGGCCGAUAACCCAGCCAUGGUGGUCGAUGCCAAUAUGAGUCCAGAAUUUAACAAACAUCUUGAAGCCAGUGGUGAAUUUCCUUCAUCAAGCGAAUAAAGACAAAAAGAGAUAUGCAUGCAAAAUGAAUGCAUCUAUGUGCAUCCAUGAACAUCCGUGUGCAUAUUAGUAUCUAUACAUAAUAUAUAUAUAUAUACCCACAUAUACAC